AAUUGGCUGAACCACUUGACUGCUGCAUAUUUAAGCGUUGCGCGGAGCAGCAGAUUUGUCCAUUGCCUGGCAACUGCAAACGGUGCACAUUGUGUUGACGUGGAACAGUGAAAAUGAACUCCUUACUGAUCCUUUGUUUGGCUGUCGUAGCUGGUUUAGCAUACGCUAGUAAGAAUGAAGCCAACAUUCAUAUCUAUCUCCAUCUCCAGGACGACGAGGAUGCCGACUACGCCAGCACAAUGCAUUAUGCACAGUGUGAAAUGGAACCGAAUGCCUACCAGCUUAAAUCUCUUCACCAUCAUGUCCAUGGAAGCAUUGAGAUGUCUCAACUUGGCGACGGACCUCUCAAAAUGGAAUUCCAUCUGACUGGAUUUAACGUGAGCGAUGACUUCAAAGACCAUAACCACGGACUUCAGAUCCACGAGUACGGGGACUUGGAGCAUGGCUGUGACACCAUCGGAGAACUGUACCACAACGAGCACGUACCAAACCACGUUAACCCCGGCGAUCUUGGAGAUCUCCAUGAUGACGAUCACGGUGAGGUUAACUCCACCAGAACCUUUGAUUGGCUGACCAUUGGACACAAGGAUGGCAUUUUGGGACGCUCUUUGGCUAUUCUACAGGGAGAUCAUACCAGCCAUACAUCUAUCAUUGCCUGCUGUGUCGUUGGUCGCUCUCACCACCACGAUUAAGCAAUAGCUGGUGCCUCAGAGAACCUCCGACAUAACUAUCGUGCGCUCUUUUUGACAAUGUUUUCUGGAUAGCUUUCCGAAUAAAUUCAUUAAAAUAA
Ostrea edulis (European flat oyster) is the source of this 790-nucleotide messenger RNA. RefSeq names its product extracellular superoxide dismutase [Cu-Zn]. The transcript has 6 exons. The record is from RefSeq and is a predicted model, not a curated record. Gene Ontology annotation, biological process: removal of superoxide radicals. Gene Ontology annotation, molecular function: copper ion binding; superoxide dismutase activity. NCBI's taxonomy places the organism in Eukaryota, Metazoa, Mollusca, Bivalvia, Ostreida, Ostreidae. Bases 114 to 692 code for a protein of 192 amino acids.